Messenger RNA from Periophthalmus magnuspinnatus, 2138 nucleotides. It is a transcript of the gene degs2, whose product is annotated as delta(4)-desaturase, sphingolipid 2. Gene Ontology annotation, cellular component: membrane. The transcript has 3 exons. Gene Ontology annotation, molecular function: sphingolipid delta-4 desaturase activity. NCBI's taxonomy places the organism in Eukaryota, Metazoa, Chordata, Actinopteri, Gobiiformes, Gobiidae. Gene Ontology annotation, biological process: ceramide biosynthetic process; sphinganine metabolic process. The coding region runs from base 117 to 1097 and encodes 326 amino acids. The record is from RefSeq and is a predicted model, not a curated record.
UUUCACCUGUUCCACCUUGAGCCCUGAGCCUGAGUGAGUGGGUGUGUCCGAUACUGGAAUCUGAUGACAUACAACACAGCACUGCCCUGCCUCGGAGCCGCACAGCGCACACAGACAUGGGGAAGACAGGUGGAAGAGGAGACUUUGAAUGGGUCUACACUGACCAACCGCACACAUCACGCAGAAAAGAAAUACUAGCAAAAUAUCCCCAGAUCAAGUCCCUGAUGGGCCCGGACCCCCAGCUGAAGUGGGUGGUCUCUGGGAUGGUCCUGACACAGCUCCUGGCCUGUUACCUUGUCCAAGACCUGUCCUGGAAGUGGAUCUUCUUUUGGGCAUACGCCUUUGGGGGCUGCAUUAACCAUUCACUCACACUAGCCAUUCAUGACAUCUCUCACAAUGUGGCCUUCGGAAACAAGUUGGCCAAAUGGAACCGCUGGUUUGCCAUGUGGGCCAACCUUCCCAUAGGAGUGCCUUACUCUGCUUCAUUUAAGAAGUAUCAUGUCGAUCACCACCGCUAUCUGGGAGGGGACCGGCUGGAUGUAGACAUCCCCACAGACUUUGAGGGAUGGUUCUUCAGCACUCCAGCCCGGAAGCUGCUCUGGCUUUUCCUGCAGCCCCUCUUCUAUGCCUUGCGCCCAUUGGUGGUCAACCCCAAACCAGUCGGUCACCUGGAGGUCCAAAAUGCAGUUGUUCAACUCACAGCAGACUUAAUUAUUUUCUACUUCUGGGGCUUGAAGCCCAUUAUUUAUCUCAUCGCAGGCUCCAUCCUAUGCAUGGGAAUUCAUCCCAUCUCUGGACAUUUCAUUGCUGAGCAUUAUAUGUUUCUAAAAGGACAUGAAACCUAUUCUUACUAUGGACCACUUAAUCUGAUUACUUUCAAUGUGGGGUAUCAUAUGGAGCACCACGACUUUCCAAGCAUACCUGGCAGUAAACUACCUCAGGUAAAGCAGAUAGCUUCAGAAUACUACGACAGCCUGCCCCAGCACACGUCCUGGACCAGAGUACUGUGGGACUUUGUGUUCGAUGACAGCAUUGGGCCGUAUGCUCGAAUCAAACGGGAGUACAAGCUCAGCCGGCAGGACAAGAGCAUAGACUGACUGAGACGCUGAGAAUCCCUUCUGUUGUUUGCAGGACUUUGUUAAAUUUUUUAUCUGAAAUUUAAAUAUACGUUUCAACACAUGGCAAAAAUAUUAUCUUUGCCUGCAGGUCACCUACAACUUUAAUUAGUGCUACUUGAUUGAUUUCUGUAAAUUGACAACACAGUCAUAGUCAAACAAUAUCAGAUACAUGCCAAAACUUGAAAAGGAAAAUAAAAAGCUUUUCAAACUUUAACCAUAUAUGUCAUUAGAUACAUUACAGCGUUGGCACAUGCACGCUCAUAUUAUCUGAUGUAAUUUCACAUAACUUGUGUAGAACCAAGCAGAAGUGGAAAUGAGCAUUGAAACUUACCUUUAGUAAGAGGAGCUUUUUCCUCUAGAGAGCUUCUGUAUGCUUUGUUGUUAGGCUGCACAUUUGCCUCAACUCAGUUAUUAUUAUGGCUGAAAUCACUGUCUUAACAUUUGAUGUAAAUACAACCUAUUGUUUUUUGUUUUUUUUCAUAAUCCUAUUUAACAUUCGAGAACUUUAUACAAAAAAUAAAACCUUGUAUUCUUAAAGUUAACUCGAUCUUCCAUAAUGUAUUUUUAUGUAGCAGAAUUGGUGACUCCUUCACAGUUGUCCACAGUGAGUGAACUGUGUCUGUUUGAGAACCUGCCCCAAGGGAAAGGGAAAUGCACACAAAUUCCCCAUUAAGCUACCAGGAAUAAGAAAAUAAAUGAAAGAUGACUUUUGAUUAUGUGGUUCAAAAUAAACCCCCCAAGCAAUCUGACUGGCUGCUGUAGAUGGAGACGAGGAAAACAAAAGUGUUUUGACACAUGUAUUGAAUGUUUUGAGCUUCCAGGUUUAAAAUCCAAAAAUAGUUGACAAGAGUGGAAAGAACAGUUUUUUUCAACCAAAGUCCACCUGCAAACACAUGUCUCCACUUCUAUCACAUAACCUAAACACAUUCUGAUCCAUAGGCAGCAAUGACCCCUGUGUACAACCAGAGCAGAAAAUCCUCCUAGAAACAAACCAUGAAAAUAAAUGUACCACCAUCUGCU